GGAGUUGGGAAUCGCGGGCGUCGGGUUGCGUCAUCGACGUAAAUAUUUCGGGAUUUUCGGGGAGAAGCUCGUCGUUGAUAGACCAUAGACCUCGAUUAGAUAGCGCGAGGGGACGUACCCCUGUUGUCCGAUGUCGUUUCGAUAAACCUUGUCGGUAUGAUUUCGUGGCCUUGCGAAUGAUCAGCGGAUUCCACGACGAACAAUCCCGUUGACGAUCGAGGUCAACGGGUACACAGCUCUCGCGCGCCGCGCGUGUGAUGGCAGCGUCGCGUUGCGCAGAAGGACGGAGGAGGACGAACGGUGUGACAGCUGACUAAUGUAACGGCCUGGUUGUGGGAGCUGGGAGCUCGCGUCCUCCGCGUACAUCUGUACUCAGUUUGCACUUGCGAGCCCUACAUAUCUCCGCACGCACUGGAUCCACGGGCCACGAACGGUCAGUCGAACAGAGUCUUCUAGAGGGCUGUACUGGAGCAGUAGCUCUCUACCUAGCGAUCAUGGAACAGGUGAUCGCACUGAGUACACAAAAUCCAUUGUCCUUAUUGGUUAAAUUUGGUAUGAUGGCCUGGAACAACAGUUGUGGGAACGAUAACUGCUCUGGCCAUGGGGAAUGUCACAAUGGGACUUGCCUGUGUGAGAUCCAAUUCGAUGGACCGGAAUGCCAUAUCCCAAAUCUAAGCUAUUAUAUCGCCUUCGCAUCAAUCUUUUUCUUCCUGGCUUUCGUCUGCCUGAUACAACUCGUUAUGUGUAUUGUCGCCGAGUGGCAACGAAUGAAGGCACCAUCGUUCCUGAGAGCAUGCAGAGUUACUAAUCAAAAGGUGUUGUACUUUGUGGUUUUCCUUGCAUCUGUCAUACGAGGGGCGUACUUUACCUCACCGACUGCUUUCAAGGAAGGUUGGUCCAGGAGUUUGCUGUCGGCGUAUUAUCCAUUGCUCUUAAGUGGAUCGUCGUUGAUCGUUUGUUUUUGGGCUGAAGUGGUUCAUCUGAGAGACAUUCGCUGGGAUAAACCACAAUUUUUGUCAAAAUCCUUUCUGGCUUUUGUUGUCUUCAACAUAAUAACGUAUUCCCUUUUGUUAGCAGAAUUCAUCACGGCUCAAACUUAUUCGCAAGUAGAUCAAAGCUUUUAUACACAUGUAUUCAAUGGCUGUUAUGCUGUGCUCCUUUUCAUCGUAGUGAUUUUCUUCUUGAUAUAUGGAGUGGAAGUAUUUUUCAAAGUUCGUGGUGGAUUCUUAAAUGAAUGCCAAGUUGCCUCCAUUGCAACAAAUAAACGCAUAGCUGAUAAAACAAAAGUCCAUGCCGAAGAUCAAGUAACUGCAAAACUGUUUGAUCCUGGUCCAUCUACAUCUACAGCGGAGCCUGUGCAUAUGCAGCAAGUGAAUACAUCCCAAUUACAUCAGUCAAGAUUUGGAUUACUCUCUCAAGCAUUCAUGCUGUUUAUAGUGGUUGGUUUUCUGUUCAGCGAGACCCUCAGUGAAUUUUGGAAAACGAAGGUGCCAUUGUAUAGCAGGAAUUGGCAUGACGUUGUAUUUCGUGUUAUUGAAGUUGGCGUAGCGUUGUGGUUUCCUUGUGUAUUGUGGAAUUGUAUGAGCCCAGAGCAAUUAUGGAUUCUAAAUCCAAAGCGUAUAUUGAAGAGACUAGAUCUGGACCAGGCAAAACACAUAAAGGAGAUUGAGUUACAGGAAAAAGGCGCGUCUCAAGAUACUGCGUUUCUCUCAGAUGCAGCAUCAAUCAAUAGCAAAGAUUGUUGGAUCUGUUAUGAUAGCGAGAGACAAGAUGCUGGUCCGUUGAUACAACCAUGCCAUUGUAGGGGUGACGUAAGCGCUGUACAUCACGAUUGUUUGCGUCGUUGGCUCGUCGAGAGUUCUGUAAAUGCAGAUAGUCUCGUUUGUAAAGUUUGCAAUACAAAAUACAAUGUUGAGCAUGCUAGUCGUUUGGAUUGGCAAAAUAGCUUAACUCCGCGCCAUUGUUUGCAAACUAUUGCCAUUGUUACCACGAUGUGUGCAUCUUCUGCCGCUGCCUGGAUAGUUAUCCAACUUGUAGAAGGGCCCAUUAUUAGAAUGCUCGCAGCUGGGACUGCACUAUUGAUUUUAUAUGUCUGCAUAAGAUUCUUGAGUUUAAAUACCGUUGUGGCGUAUCAACGAGCCAAAAUCUCAUCAUUAAACAUUGUUAACAGUAAUAAUGAGAGCAGUGGGACACAGGUUACUACAAUUAGUCAUACGAUUUCAGUGGACUUGACGAAAUCGGACAUGGCUACGACGAUAUAAUCUAUACUUGCCAUUGUGUACAAACACAAGUAUCUUCCUACUUCAGGUAGAAAGAUUCACAAUAGGAAAAGUAGGUAAUAGAAUAAUGCGGAUGUGUACGCUUUUCAAGCGUAUGUAAUGUACAAAGCGACGAUGAUUAAGAUACAGUAUGUUUCCGCUGAGUUUUUAUAAGCUUCUUAUAUGAAAUAAUGAAGUUUUAUAGAAAUCAGCGAAUGAAAAGAACUGAGAAGAGAUAUACUGUAUCUAUUUUCAUGAUAGAUUUAAAACAGUUGCCAAACUUCCAUAUUUUACUUCUCCUGAUCGUUUCAUUGUAUGACAUUCAUGUAUUCAUGUUUUCAUUUAUGUUUACAAUAUAUAUAUGUUGUUAUAUAUAAUAUACAUAUAAUUUAUACAUUUACAAGGUAUUACAAAUCGAGGAUGAGAUGCUGUAAUUUCAAUUAUUUCAUGUGUCAUUAUUUCAUUAAUAAUACAAUGUCUUAUUAAUGUAAUAAUAUAUUGUUUCAUAUUUAUAUACGAACAGUAAAAAUUUCAACUAGUAUUUCAAAAUUACUGUGAGAAUUGGGUGAAAAAUUUACAGCAUAUAUGCUUUAAAUAAAGUAAAAAGUAUAUCAGUAGUAUAACUAAUCAUUAUCUAAAAGGAUUAAUAAGCGAUUUUCGAUUGUAGAAUAAGAUGUUUCAUUGGUGCAAUUUAUCCAUUAGUAUUUUUAAUUACGUCAAUUUAAUAACUUACUACUAAGUAUUGAAUAUUUAAAAGGAAUGUUAUAUAAGAAUAUAAUAUAUAGUCAUGUAUAGAUCAUUAAGCAUUUACAAGUUAGUUUCUUUAGUAUAACUAAAAUACCAUAUAUAGAUUAUUUCUCAAGACAGUAUAUAUGCAUAUAUGAAAUUGAUUCUUUUUAACUAAAUUUCAAUAAGAGAAAGAUUGGUAUAUUGUGUUUUUCAAAUUACUUUACUGAUUAAGUACAUCUUUAUUUUCGAUAUAAAAAGUAUAUAAGAUUAACUAAAUCUUUAUCUUUGUUGUCUUGAUCUGUAUUGACAAAUUAAUAUGGAAAAACUUUUGUUGUUACAGGUUGAAAAUGAAAUAGUAAUAAUAUAUUACAGUGUAAUAUGUUAAAACUUUUGUUAGAUAUUUUCUGUUGUACUAAAAAAUGUUGUAUUAACAUAUGAUUGAAGAGAACUAGUUGAAAUUGCAAUAGCUAUGAUAACAUUGUAUAAAUCAUAUUUUUAACAAUUACAUUUUGUUAAAUAGCAUAGACAAUACGAAUAUCUUUUCAUACUGUUGAAACUUGUAUUGGCUGCAUUCAGCAAAAAAAGCUUGCAACAAUUGUAAAAAUCUUUUAUAUGACUGGUUUAUACAUUUAGAUCCAACAGAAACUAAAGGCAAGAACCAAUCGUGUUGAAGAAUUUUACAACAGUUGCAAAGCUUUUUUUUUCUGCUAAAUGCAGCCAUUAUUUCUAGAAGCAUCUUUAGUUGUAGACGAUAUGUUUCAUAUUUUAUAUAUGUAAAUUUAUAAAGUUUUGAGUGUCCUUAAUAUAAGGAUUAUUUUCUUUGUGUUUUAUAUAAAAAAUAAUGAUAAUAUACAUUAUGUAUUAUGCAAUAAUACACCAUGUCUUGCAUAAUUCUGAAAUUGUCAUAUAUAUGAUGGUUACUUUAAAUGUCUUAACAAGCAUUUAAUUUUAGAAAGUACUAAAACAAAGAGCAAUUCAAUAAAUAUUCCAUACAUUUUAAAUUUUAAUAAAAAAAAAUUUUUUUAAUUGUAUCAAAUCGAACAAUCAUAAAAUGAAAUUUUUAAAAGCUCAAGAAUAAUAAAUAUAAUAUAAUGUUACAGUUACAGCAUAUAUGUAAUAUCUACAGUAUUACAGGUACCUAUAUUAUUAACACAAAAUUAUACAACAAUACACUUGUUUAAUGCAAUAAAUAAACGAACAAAUUUGAGUGCUUUGUUAAAGCACGAUUGAUUAUAUUAAAAUUUUCUUAUUAAUUGUAUCUUUGGUUUAAAUUUUAUCUGAUUAUAUUAUUUGGGUAUAAUUGGAAAGUAGUUUUAUUUUAUUUGAGUUUUGUGAAAAGAAUAAUUAUUAUUUAAUAAUUAUUUUCUUUAAUAAAUUUGAAUAAUUAUUUUUAGUUUCUUAUUAUGCAAAUAAAACUUAGAAAUUUACAAAAACAUUAACGAUAAAUGUUUACGAUGAAUAAUAAACGUCUUCAUAAUAUUGAUAUUUACCAGCAUUAAGUUUAGUAAAUAUAUAUCGAAAAUUUAUUAAACAAUAAUAGUAAUAAGCUGUGAUAAUAUGUAACGUAAGAUGUUCGUAUUAAUGGCUAUGUAAUAAAAUAAAUUAUAACAUAAAACAGAU
Molecule: messenger RNA, 4607 nt
Organism: Monomorium pharaonis (pharaoh ant)
Lineage: Eukaryota; Metazoa; Arthropoda; Insecta; Hymenoptera; Formicidae
Exons: 10
Coding region: 495-2261 (588 amino acids)
Molecular function (GO): zinc ion binding
Source: RefSeq, a predicted model, not a curated record